Messenger RNA from Lactuca virosa, 474 nucleotides. Lineage: Eukaryota; Viridiplantae; Streptophyta; Magnoliopsida; Asterales; Asteraceae. The record is from the annotation of a GenBank genome assembly.
AUGAGUUCUCUGAGUUUUUGUUCAGAUUUGCAUUCAACUAUUAAUGAACAAUCACUUCAUGAUCAGUCAUCUUCAGGUAUGAAUAUUGAUCAUUCAAAUAGCAGUAAUUCUUGUUCAGAUUUGCAUUCAACUAUUAAUGAACAAUCACUUCAUGAUCAAUCAUCUUCAAAUAUGAAUAUUGAUCAUUCAAAUAGCAGUAAUUCUCGUUAUAGAUUUGAUUUUGAGCUCUACAAUACUGAGUCUUUUAAGCUUGUUUGUUAUGAUAAGUUGAUACAUAAGAAGCCUUUCAACGGAUCGGUAUUUGAUUCGUUGGACAUUGGUCUUGACUUUUACAAGACUUAUGGUCAAGAACAUGGUUUUGAUGUGAAUAUGUCAAGUCAAAAAGAUACAAUGAUGGCACAGUUCGUCUUAGAUAUUUCACAUGUAGUAGAUCUGGUUUCACGGAGUCGUUCAAGAAUGAAAAUAUUAAUGUGA